AUGCAUCGUCUUUUUGCUGAGCUGGAGCCAUCUUUAACCGUCACAGAGCAAAACCUGGCAGACCGAGUUCGGUAUAUCUUGCGCUCAAAUAUAUUUGAUGUCGCCGAACUCGAACGGCUACGACGUGAGGCUGUUCCCUCGUCGGAUGAGAAUGCUACGGCUGAGGAUGCGGCGCCACAAAUGGUAGAGCAACCCGCAAACGUGGAUGCCGCCGUGAAUACCCCAGUUGUGGUUGAUUCAAACGAUGAUGGAACAGUCUCCCAGGAACUGGAAUUAGAGUAUAUGAGGAGUACAUUGGAAGAGGCGAUUGUGGAAACGCGCAGUACGCCUCUCGAAAAUCGACCGCGACUUCCCCGCAUAGCCCCAAGCAAGCGGAAUCGGGCUGUCGUGAGGGCUCUGAACCCAAUGCUGGUGACCUAUUUGGAAGCCAGCCGGGACCUUUGCGAGACGGACUCAAUUCUUUUUGGCGCCGCGCUGGCAGUCUGCCGUAUCAUAGGCGCCAAGGUUUCCACGGCUGGACGCGCUACUGGCCAUAGUAGCGCUAUCCCAGCAUGGAGAAGAAGAAUUGAGGAACGUAUCGCAAAGGCUAGAGCUCUCAUCGGCAGAAUGAUAUGCUUCAGAUCAGGCAACAACAGGCCAAGAAUUGUGCGUACCGUCAGGAUGGCGUUUGCUGGGACAAAUGUCAGUUUUUCCCAGCCGGAUAUAACGCAAAAACUGACGGAGCGCAUAGAUGAUCUGAAGCAGAGAAUCGCUGCUUGGGGAAAGCGGAUUCGGCGAUAUACCGAGAGGUCGACACGGUUCAACCAGAAUCGUCUCUUCCAGAGUGAUCAGAAGAGGCUCUAUGAAUCAUUGGAGCGAGCAAUGGUAAGUGGAACGGGUCCAGCACCGAAUCAGGCCGACACUGUAGCAUUCUGGUGCGGCCUGUGGUCAGAGCCCGUAAACCACAUCGAGGGCCCUUGGACGGAAGUUGUGGCGAGUCAGUGUGCGGGUAUUACGCCCAUGGACCCCGUCAUCAUAACGCCGGAUGACGUAGCUGAGGCGGUCCGUAGGGCCCCGAACUGGAAAAGUCCGGGGCUUGACGGGCUGCAUCACUACUGGCUGAAGGGGUUCAUGAACCCAACCAGAUGA
Parnassius apollo (apollo) is the source of this 1128-nucleotide messenger RNA. The record is from the annotation of a GenBank genome assembly. Lineage: Eukaryota; Metazoa; Arthropoda; Insecta; Lepidoptera; Papilionidae.